UGAGGCGUCCUCCCGAGAAGAUGGCAGCCCUGUACACGGCGCCGGGCUCCCCGGCUGCCCAGCCGGAGCGGGCAGAGGACGGGUCGGAAUGCAAUCCUGAGCAGGAGGAAGACGAGGAAGAGGAGAAGGGGGAAGAGGUGGAGGAGCUGGAGGAGGAGGAGAUCGAGGUGGAAGAAGAGGAAGACGAGGACAUGGUGGAGGUGGUGGAGGAGUCGGAGGCCACCGGGUCGUGGGCAGGGCGAGGAUGGCCGGUGGAGCAGGUGGCGGUGGAGUUGCAGGAGGACCAGGACGUGGAGGUGGUGGCAGAGGAGCGGAGUCCAGCGUUGGGGACCCAGGCGCGCCUGAGCCGUGGUGGUGCCAAGUCCCCAGUUCUGCAGGAAAAGGCUCUGCAGGCCGCCCGGGCUCCAGCUGUGCUUAGGGAGGAGGAUCUGGAGGAAGAGGAGGAGGAGGAGGAGGAGGACGAGGAGGGGGAUUUCCUGACAACCGGGUCGCAGGGGCUGGUGACCUUUGAGGACGUGGCUGUGUACUUCUCCCUGGAGGAGUGGGAAAGGCUGGCGGCUGCGCAGCGGGCCCUCUACCGAGAGGUCAUGCAGGAGAACUACGGCAUUCUGGUGUCCCUGGGGUACCCCAUCCCCAAGCCGGACCUGAUCUUCCGGCUGGAACAAGGAGAGGACCCUUGGGUCCCAGACAGCCCCCGUCCUGAGGAGGGAGACAUUGUCACUGGCGUCUAUACAGGUGCCUGGUUCUGGACCGACGACAUGGAGGACCACGAGGAGGAGGACGAGGAGGACUUCCUGGCAGAGGUGGCCGAGGAGGAGAGCGAGCCCCCCGGACUGUGGUCGGCGGCCUAUGGUGUGGGGGACGUGCCCGGGACGUGGGGCCCUGACGACUCGGAUUCGGGGCAGACCUCGGAGGGCUGGGGGCUCGGCCCCGGGGGCCUCGGGGCCCUGUCAUUAUGA
Molecule: messenger RNA, 959 nt
Organism: Myotis davidii
Lineage: Eukaryota; Metazoa; Chordata; Mammalia; Chiroptera; Vespertilionidae
Gene: ZNF316
Product: zinc finger protein 316
Exons: 6
Coding region: 21-959 (312 amino acids)
Biological process (GO): regulation of transcription by RNA polymerase II
Cellular component (GO): nucleus
Molecular function (GO): DNA-binding transcription factor activity, RNA polymerase II-specific; sequence-specific DNA binding
Source: RefSeq, a predicted model, not a curated record